This is a messenger RNA of Acanthoscelides obtectus, 546 nucleotides long. The record is from the annotation of a GenBank genome assembly. NCBI's taxonomy places the organism in Eukaryota, Metazoa, Arthropoda, Insecta, Coleoptera, Chrysomelidae.
AUGCACGACGACUCCACUAUUGAUCCAUAUACCAACAAACCUGAAAUAAUUCUAGAUUAUAAUAUGACCAAAGGGGGUGUGGACACAGUGGACAAAAUGUGCAAUACCUAUUCUGUUGGAAGAAGAACAAAAAGGUGGCCAUUGGCUUUCUUCUUUCAGUUGCUAAAUAUAGCAGGCAUCAAUAGCCAAAUUUUGUAUAACGGCACUCACCCUGAAUCUCCUCACAAGUCCAGAAGAAUUUUCCUGAAAACUCUUGCUCUGUCAUGGAUGAAACCUUUUCUUUCUGAAAGAGCUGCAAUACCUACGUUACCUAUAGAUAUCAGACAUUUCCUAUCCAGAUAUAGACAAACUCAAAUGGAUGAAGAAGAGGAGCCACCCAGAAAAAUUAGAGGAAGAUGCUCCAUCUGCGCCCGAAAAAAAAAUAGAGUUACCACAAUUACAUGCAGCAUUUGUCACCAGUUAGUGUGUAAAGAGCAUAGUGUCAACGUUAUCACCCGCCACAAAUGUAAGGAAGGCGGAUCCCAUAGGCUUUUGGACAAGUCUUAG